This is a messenger RNA of Plasmodium cynomolgi strain B, 2832 nucleotides long. RefSeq lists its product as hypothetical. NCBI's taxonomy places the organism in Eukaryota, Apicomplexa, Aconoidasida, Haemosporida, Plasmodiidae. The coding region runs from base 1 to 2832 and encodes 943 amino acids. The record is from RefSeq and is a predicted model, not a curated record. The transcript is spliced from 3 exons.
AUGGAAAUAUACGUUCACUUACAAAAAAAUAUCUACAAUGAGGAAAAUGUGACUAUCUUAAAUGCCUUCUGUAAAGAAAAACUAGACGACCAUCUCGUAAAUGAAGAAAUUGUUGAAUUUCUGCAGAAAGCGUUUUUCCUGUAUGAAUAUUUUAUUAAAGAAAAAAAAAACAUCAAAAUUAGCAAAAAGGAAUUCAUUGAAAAUGUAUGCGACUGCUGCAGAAGAAUAUUUUUAAAAAAUAUUAUAAAACAUGAAAAAGAAAUUUUAGAUUUUUUGCUAAAAAAUUUAAUCAACUUUAUUAACCAGCGUUCCUUCUUCGGCAUUUAUCAGUCACUAUACAACAUAUCGCAGUAUCAAAAUAAAAACUUCAGAAGGGCGAGCGAAUAUGCAGACGGAAAGUUCCAGUUGCUGCUUAACGUUGUGCGGAGGGAAGUAAUCGGGCGGAGUUUACUCGUUAAUGAUAACAGGUUCAAUUUGGACGCACUUUUUCUUCCAGACGAGAAUGACGAGAAGGAGAUGAGGGAGUACUUUGCUGGUAUAGCGACAAGUGCACAGCUAGGGAGCGGGGCAGCCAUGAAGGGAAGCGGCAAGGAGGGGGAGGCUGCCAUGAAGGGAAGCGACAAGGAGGGAGAAGCAACCAUGAAGGGAAGCGGAAAGGAAGGAGAAUCAACCAUGAAGGGAAGCGGAAAGGAGAGAAAAAAGGGCACGAUAUUAAAAAGCAUAGACGGCCGUGAUGGUGGUGACCAGGCGGGAGAGACGUGGCCACAAGGAACGACCGCAGAAAUGGAGUGCCUAGACAAAGAACUGAGUUGCUUCUACCUGUUCCUGUAUUUCCAAUCAUGCUUCGAAAACAUCAAUUUUUACUUAAUAGAAAAAUUUAUCGAAAAUUAUUACAUUAACCAAGGCAAGGAGAACAUCUACAAGGAGCUAUUUCUGUUUUUGUUUUUAAUUUACAAAGAUAAGAUGCACAGCGUUGUGGAUGGCAUUUUGGUCAACACGAUAAAUUAUUUAAAUUACCUGUUCUACUUCGAAUUGCUUAUAAGUAUUAUCACCUUCAAAAAUCUGCAGUAUGAAAAUAAUUACGAAUACUAUAUACACAUGCUGAAGUUACUUUACGAAAAUGACCAGUUGCAGGAAUUAUUCACAUCGUCGCUGUUUUUCGUUUUUAUUAGUGCCGAAGAUGGCAAUGUCAGAAAUAUGUUGCUAGCCAAUUUUUCAAAAUACCAUUCGAGAAAGCAUCAACAUUUAUCGAAAUUUUUUAUUCACCUGAAGAAUGUGUUUCGUUUCAUAUACGAUAUGGAUAGUGACCACUUAGUUUACAACCACGCUACAUUUAACGGUGCACCUAUUGCCCCUUUUAUGCAACACACAGAGAGUGGGGAAAAGAGACAAGGGGAUUACAGCACUGGCGUGAAAAUGAAACAGGAGUACCUCCCCUUUGUGGCAGAUAAUAUACACAUAGACAAAUAUACAUGUGCAUUUUUUAAAGAAGGUUAUUACAUCAUUAGCAGGAGCAACACGGACUACUUCUGCCAAGCGACAAAUUUGUAUCUGUACAUUUAUGACCACAUAUUCAACAAGCUAAUAAACAUCAUUUACGAAAAUGAAAUGAAUUUAAAUGACGAAUUUUUUCAGAUCUGCGAACGUAUCCUCAGACCCUUUUUAUUUAUUUAUGUUGAAUUAUUUGACAACUUUUUGGAAAAAUUUAAAGAAAGAAUAUUCAACGAACGGUUGAUGCUGUCCUUUGCUUUUAUUAAAAAGUAUCUCUUUAAAAGUCUCUAUGAGAAGGCCUUCCAGCAGAAGGAUCUCUUCUACGUCAUUUAUCAAUUUUAUUUUUUGCUCUACGCUCUCAAGUACAACUUUCGAAAUUUUUUAACUGCUCUCGUUAUGACCAAGCGGAAGGUAACGCACCAACUGGACUUAUUCCUAAAACUCAAACUUCAGAAUAGCACAAAUCUGCUCAGCAAACCAGUACAUCGCGAUGGAGUUGGAAACGCUUUGCAAGACGCGCCGCAAGGGGAUGGAGAACACAACAGCAGCAGCGAUGGGGACGGCGCGCACGACUCCACCCGCGGGCAGGGGCCAAAAAGGAAGGACCAUGAAGGGGGUGACACAAAGGAGAAGUGUAAUAGGCAAAAAAUAAGACACCCAUCAGGAGACCACCCCGAGAGUGAACAGUCGGGAAACGACUUGCCAGAAAACCCAAAUGACAGUUCGCUCCAAAUCGUGGCGAACAGUUUGGAAAACCCGCACAGCAAUGAGGAGAGGGAAAAAAACAACAUAAUAAAUUUUUUCCAGAAAAAUUACUGGACAUUGAAAUAUUUUGAGGCAAACACGGAAAAGAAGCUAGAUGAGUUUUGCUCCCCUGAUUUUAACGUACCUCUAGUCAUGAAGGAGACGCCCAAGUUGAAGAAGCACAGCGUUGGCAGCAACCACACCGUUGGUAGCAACCACAGCGAUAAGAGAGGAAAGAGUACUGGGGAUGGGGGAAGCGCAGAUGGGCGAGAAGGGGCAGGCACCAAGGGGUACGACUCCACAAGGGAGCAAGACCAAAAAGGGAGAUUCGUGAAAAAGCUACACUCUUUUUUUGCCAAAAAAAAAGAAGUAGAUAAACUCAUCAAUGAGCUUUUUCUGAACAAUAAGGACAACGUGUACAGCAAAAUUUUAAAAACCAAUUUGGCCAUAAUAAAACAGCUAGCUAACAUCCGCAUGGAUGUACUGUAUCCCAUUUUUAACGCCAGUCUGGUGUUCCUAUUUGACGACUUUUAUUUUUUCAUCAUACAGAAUAUAAAGUUAGUAAUUGAAGAAGGAAAAAAAGUUUUCCAAUCAUAA